CAGCAGCGCAAGCUCUCCUACUACUACUAGUACAGUAGUACUUAUCCUUUGUUCGCAAUCUACCCGGGGGCAACCGCUUGCGGAGUAUAAUAUUGGCAACUCGUCCUCUAUUAUUUCCUGGACCAACAGUAAUAGUAACUACUCCUAUGUCGCAAAUUAUUUAGAUGGAGUUAGAUUAUCCAGGGUUAUCCUGUUCAGACAAAUCACUUCUUCUACGAGCCUCGCAUGUGGCCUAAUCUGUGAUGACUUGGACACUACAUGCCUCUUCGGUGUCCUUUUUUACAACUCGACUGAACAGUACGAGUAUCUAAUUUGGUCUGCUAUCCAGAAGCGAACUGUGACAGUAAAUGCAAGCGUGGAACUGAGGCGAGAUGGAGGGUUGUUUCUGAUGGAGUCUGAUGGAUCCCUGGUUUGGUCCACGCACACCAAUACCAAUGUCUCCGGUUUGAAAUUGACGGAGAAUGGAAAUCUUGUCAUUUUUGGACAAAAUAAUAAUCAAACCAUUUGGCAGUCUUUUGAUUAUCCACUGGACAUUAUACCACCUUGGCAAGGGCAAAUAAAAAAUCUGAGGCCAAUGGAGCUUAUCAGAGGCAGCAUAUCAACUUCAAACUAUGGACAAGAUUGGGUUCCAUUAUCUGUAGUUCUCCUGUUCCGUGAAAUCAACAUUAAUGAUUAUGGUGGGAUGUAUGCGUGUGGCUUAAUCUGUUAUAACUUAGGCACUACCUGCCUCUUCGGUGUCCUCUUACUCCAUCAACGCCUUGAUCUCCAGGAUAAUAUGGAUCCGGAUAUACCCAAUGAAUUAAACUUGGAUUACCAGAGUCUAGUUUGGUCUGCUAACCGGAACCAUCCUGUCACAGUAAAUGCAAGCGUGGAACUGAGGCCAGAUGGAGGGUUGUUGUUGAUGGACUCUAAUGGAACAGUGGUUGAGUGGCCAGUUUGA
This is a messenger RNA of Ipomoea nil (Japanese morning glory), 940 nucleotides long. RefSeq lists its product as uncharacterized. Bases 389 to 940 code for a protein of 183 amino acids. The transcript has 2 exons. NCBI's taxonomy places the organism in Eukaryota, Viridiplantae, Streptophyta, Magnoliopsida, Solanales, Convolvulaceae. The record is from RefSeq and is a predicted model, not a curated record.